Messenger RNA from Mytilus californianus (California mussel), 528 nucleotides. RefSeq lists its product as uncharacterized. Lineage: Eukaryota; Metazoa; Mollusca; Bivalvia; Mytilida; Mytilidae. The coding region runs from base 1 to 528 and encodes 175 amino acids. The transcript has 3 exons. The record is from RefSeq and is a predicted model, not a curated record.
AUGCCUACAAGUGCAGAUUCGGGAGAUGAAGACCCCCCGUCCCCCUUUAAGAAGAAAAAGAAGAAUCAUGAUCUUGUACGAAGAGCAGCAGAUCUAGAAAAGUCAAAGGAGGAUAACGUAAAAGAGUUGAAAAAUAAGGUGAGGAGUUUAGCUUUACAGGCAAACCCUAGUGAGCCUCUAAUUCUCCUUAGUCUUGACGAGUUGGCAAAAAAGGCGAGAAGGCAAAACGAUGAUGAUGCAGAAACAUUCGACGAAUUAGCGCGACAAGCACAGAAACAUCAGGGGUCGAUAAAUGUUGCCACUCUAACAUUGAAUGUACUAGGGGGGAAAGCUUCUGAUUUAGUAGGAAAAGUUAUGGCAAAAUGUCCGAAGGAGAAGGAAGUGGAACAAAUGAUCACAGGGAAUAAAGUUGAUCAUAUUGAAAAAAUGGAAACCACUUCACCCUUGUGGCGGGUGAGAGGAAAUUGUUUCUUCUGUAAUUCAACUGUGAAGGAUUGUGAGAAUAUGAAAAACGCUAAGGGAAAAUAA